UUGUUCUACGCCUUUCUGUCAUGAUUUCAAGUUUUUGAAAGAUCCUUCAACAUGCAUCAACCAUUUGUUGAUCAUUUGCUUUGAUGUGUUGCUGCUGAUCAUGCUGUCAUUUGUUAUGAUUCGGAAGUCUUCGUUGAGAUUGUUUCGGGUGGCAAGUUAUUCAAGCUUGCAGCUAGUUUCAGCUAUAAUCAGUGGCAUUGUUGGGUUAUUGCAUUUGUGCUUAGGUAUUUGGGUUUUAGAGGAGAAGUUAAGGAAAACCCACAAUGCUUUUCCACUUAGUUGGUGGUUGCUUGAAUUUUUUCAGGGAUUCACAUGGUUAUUAGUAGGUUUGAAUGUAAGUCUUCGGCUGAAACAACUUCCAAGAGCAUGGCUGUGGCUGUUUAGUGUUCUUAUAUUCUUUGUUUCUGGUUUUCUCUGUGCUUUAUCCAUAUUUUACACAAUUAGUAGCAGAGAACUGUCCCUCAAGGCAGCUUUAGAUGUUCUAUCUCUUCCUGGAGCAAUUUUUCUACUCUUAUGCACAUACAAUGCGAGUAAAUAUGAAGACAAUGAUAAAGACAUUGGUGAAAGUCUUUAUGCCCCUUUAAGUGGCCAAUUGAAUGAAGUUGAUCCUAGUAGCUAUGUAACCCCAUUUGCCAAAGCUGGAUUGUUUAGUAGGAUUUCAUUUUGGUGGUUGAGUCCAUUGAUGAAAAGGGGUCAAGAGAAAACACUUCAGGAUGAGGAUGUCCCAAAGGUGCAGCACUCACAUGGAGCAGAAAGUUGCUAUUUUUCAUUUGUAGAUCAAUUGAACAGGCAGAAACAAAAGGAACCGUUGUCACAGCCAUCAGUUCUAUGGGCAAUAAUUUUGUGCCAUUGGAGAGAGAUUUUGAUAUCAGGACUUUUUGCAUUGCUCAAGGUACUCACUCUGUCUUCUGGUCCUUUACUACUGAAUGCCUUUGUAUUGGUCUCUGAGGGUAAUGGAAGUUUCAAAUAUGAAGGAUAUGUAUUGGCUAUCUCACUUUUAUUUACCAAGAUCAUAGAAUCCAUAUCACAAAGGCAGUGGUACUUUCGUUGCAGAAUUAUUGGUAUGAAAGUUAGGUCACAACUUACUGCAGCCAUUUAUAAAAAGCAACUGAGAUUAUCCACUGCUUCUAGAUUGAUUCACUCUGGUGGUGAGAUAAUGAAUUAUGUGACUGUAGAUGCUUAUAGGAUUGGAGAAUUUCCAUUUUGGUUUCACCAGACGUGGACAACAGUUGUCCAACUAUGUAUUGCAUUGGUAAUUCUUUUUCGUGCAGUUGGGCUAGCAACAUUUGCCUCAUUGAUUGUGAUUGUUCUCACAGUGCUUUGCAAUACUCCACUAGCAAAGUUACAGCAUAAGUUUUUGACCAAGCUUUUGGUGGCACAGGAUGAAAGAUUGAAAGCUAGUUCUGAGGCUCUAGUGAAUAUGAAAGUGUUGAAGUUAUAUGCAUGGGAAAUCCAUUUUAAGAAUGCUAUAGAAAGAUUAAGAAAUGUGGAACUCAAAUGGUUAUAUUCAGUGCUAUUACAAAAAGCAUACAACAUCAUUCUCUUUUGUAACCUUUUUACUUUUGUGGCAACUUUACGCCUUGUGCAAGAUCCGAUUUCAAUCAUCCCGGACGUAAUUGGGGUGAUCAUUCAAGCAAAAGUUGCAUUUGCACGGAUUGUAAAGUUCCUUGAUGCACCGGAACUGCAGAGUGCUAAUGUCAAGAAAAGUUGCUUUAAUGAGAAGCUUAAGGGUUCAAUUUUUAUCAAAUCUGCAGACUUUUCAUGGGAAUAUAAUGUAUUGAAACCAACACUGAGAAACAUAAAUUUAGAGGUUAAACCUGGGCAAAAGAUUGCUAUUUGUGGAGAAGUUGGCUCAGGAAAAUCAACUCUCUUGGCAGCAAUUCUUGGAGAAGUUCCUAAUACAAAAGGAAAUAUUACAGUUUAUGGGAAGUUUGCUUAUGUUUCUCAAACGGCAUGGAUACCAACAGGAACAAUACAGGAAAAUAUUCUGUUUGGAUCGUCUUUGGAUGUUCAAAGGUAUGAAGAGACACUUCAUAGGUCUUCACUAGUGAAGGACCUUGAGUUGUUUCCCCAGGGUGAUCUCACUGAAAUAGGUGAGAGAGGAGUUAACCUGAGUGGAGGUCAGAAGCAGCGAAUUCAACUUGCCCGUGCUCUUUAUCAGGAUGCUGAUAUAUAUAUCUUGGAUGAUCCAUUUAGUGCUGUUGAUGCACAUACAGCCACCAAUUUGUUUAAUGAAUACAUAUUAGAAGGUCUUGCAGGGAAGACAGUGUUACUAGUGACUCAUCAAGUUGACUUUCUCCCAGCAUUUGAUUCUGUUUUAUUGAUGUCAGAUGGGAAAAUCCUACAAGAUGCUCCUUAUCAUCAAUUACUGACCUUAAGCCAAGAAUUUCGGGACCUUGUCAAUGCUCACAAAGAGACUGCUGGUUCUAGUCAGCUUGCAGAUGUUACUUCUCCCCAAAUAUCUUCAAAUUCUGGUAGAGAGAUCAGACAAUCUCUUAUAGAGAAGGAAUUUAAAGCAUUAAAUGGUGAUAAAUUAAUUAAGCAAGAAGAGAGAGAAACAGGAGACACAGGGUUGAAGCCUUAUUUACAGUAUCUGAAUCACAACAGAGGUUAUAUAUACUUCUGUGUGGCUUCUCUUUCUCACCUUUUGUUUGUGAUAUGUCAAAUAUUGCAAAACUCAUGGAUGGCUGCUAAUGUUGAAAAUCCCCAAGUCUCAUUAGAUUUGAGCAUUGUGGACCUUGAUAUACCCUUUGGCCUCACUUAUGCUGUGGGAGCUACUAUAAGUUGCUAUGCUGAUCUUACAGUUUUAUCAGUCGUCACUUGGCAAGUCUUGUUUAUCUCUAUACCAAUGGUGUAUGUUGUAAUCCGCUUGCAGAGACACUACUUUGCUGCUGCAAAAGAAUUUAUGCGGAUGAAUGGCACAACAAAAUCCUUAGUAGCUAAUCAUGUAGCUGAAACUGUUGCUGGAGCAAUGACAAUAAGGGCUUUUGAGGAGCAAGAUCGGUUUUUUGAGAAGAAUCUCAAUCUAAUUGACACCAAUGCAAGUCCUUUCUUCCAUAGUUUUGCCUCAAACGAGUGGUUGAUCCUACGGUUAGAAACAGUCUGUGCAAUUAUUCUUGCCUCCACAGCACUUUGCAUGGUUGUGCUUCCACCUGGGACAUUAACCUCUGGAUUUAUUGGCAUGGCCCUUUCUUAUGGCCUUUCACUAAAUGCUUCCUUAGUAUAUUCAAUUCAAAGUCAAUGCAUUCUAUCAAAUCAAAUAAUAUCCGUAGAGAGGCUAAAUCAGUAUAUGCAUAUACCAAGUGAAGCCCAAGAGGUGAUAGAAGGAAAUCGUCCUUCAGAUAAUUGGCCAGUUGCAGGCAAAGUAGAAUUACAAGAUUUGAAGAUUAGAUACAGGCCUGAAGGGCCACUUGUACUGCAUGGUAUCACUUGCACAUUUGAAGGAGGGCACAAGAUUGGUAUAGUUGGUAGGACAGGCAGUGGAAAGUCCACUCUUAUAGGUGCUUUAUUUCGUCUUGUGGAGCCUGCAGGAGGAAAAAUUGUAGUUGAUGGCAUAGACAUAUCUUCUAUUGGCCUUCAUGAUUUAAGAUCACGUUUCGGUAUUAUACCUCAGGACCCUACCCUUUUCAAUGGGACAGUUAGAUAUAAUUUGGAUCCUUUAUCUCAACAUUCUGAUCAAGAGAUAUGGGAGGUUCUCGGCAAGUGUCAGUUGCGAGAAGCAGUCCAGGAUAAAGAAGGUGGCUUAGACUCCUCAGUUGUUGAAGAUGGAUCAAACUGGAGCAUUGGACAAAGGCAAUUAUUCUGUUUGGGCCGCGCCCUUUUGAGGAGAAGUAGGAUACUGGUGCUGGAUGAGGCAACUGCAUCAAUUGAUAAUGCAACUGAUUUGAUUCUGCAGAAAACAAUUAGGACUGAGUUUGCAAAUUGUACAGUAAUCACUGUAGCCCAUAGGAUACCCACCGUGAUGGACUGCACUAUGGUUCUUGCCAUCAGUGAUGGAAAAUUGGCGGAGUAUGAUGAGCCAAUGAACCUGAUGAAGAAUGAAAAAUCAUUGUUUGGGCAGCUUGUAAAGGAAUAUUGGUCUCAUUUUCAGUCUGCUGAAUCACAUUGAAGCUAAGAAU
Molecule: messenger RNA, 4118 nt
Organism: Abrus precatorius (Indian licorice)
Lineage: Eukaryota; Viridiplantae; Streptophyta; Magnoliopsida; Fabales; Fabaceae
Product: ABC transporter C family member 10-like
Exons: 12
Coding region: 101-4108 (1335 amino acids)
Biological process (GO): transmembrane transport
Cellular component (GO): plant-type vacuole; vacuolar membrane
Molecular function (GO): ABC-type transporter activity; ATP binding; ATP hydrolysis activity
Source: RefSeq, a predicted model, not a curated record